ACACAGCUAGAUUCCACUCGGGAGUUUUAUCACCGACAGUGGAAACGACGUCCCACAUUAUAUUUACUGACACAUUUCUCGCAAACAGUUUUCUCAUCAUCCGAACUUGUGUUGGGAUUAAUUCUGUGUACCUUCGGCUUGUUGCAAGACCUGACAAAGAGUGAUCUCUUUAACGGCACAGCCGUCUCCCCCACUUGGCUUUGCCGCCCCAACUUUAAGGUGAAGUGUGACGUGACGGACACACAUUUAUUAAGUGUCACAGUCUAUCAAAGACUGUGUGAUGGUAGAUUAGCACAGUGUACGUCUGGGCUCCGUGUUGGAGGGUGUUUAUUUGUGCCAGGACUGGCCUGAUCUGAUUACCGGAUAACAUUCCACCGGGCCCUCCGUGCAGACUUUUUACCUUUGUCAUCUACAGGUAUGGCAGUUUACAUCUGUUGGUAAACAACAAUUUUUCCCACAUCAAAGCUGCAUGUUUCUGAGAUUGUACAUGUCUUGGUUAAGGUUUAAUGAGGAAAGAACAUUUUCUGAAACUUGAUGAGAUUCAAAAUGUACUUUAAUGUCAGUUAUUUUGAACAUUUGGGUAUUGAAGAGAAUAACUAGAGAGAGCAGUGUUUGACUUAGUUUUUGAAGGAAAACAACUACUACUGUGUGCAGUGAAAUAUGACUUCCAGCCACAGUGUUUGAUUUUUCAUUGAUCUGGACAUCUCGUAAAAUCUUCUGUUGUAACAAUGCAAUAAGUAUGUGCAGUAUAUUGUCAUAUCAGUGUGUUGAUGAAAAUAUAAUCAUGAUGCAUUUUUCAUCACACAAUAAACACUGACACCCAAUAGCUGAGGUGUAUUUUUGUACUGGAGUGUCGUUAAUCAUUCAUUCAUUAAACCAAAGAGUAUUCCAUGCUAAGAAAGCCUGUUGUAAGUUAUCAACAAGAGUUAUUCUUGAAGAACGUUCCUUGUGGAUUUAGUGAUGUCAUGUUCCCACCUGUAACUGAAUACUGUGUUUGAUCGUGUAUUGUGUCAUGUGGAUUAAUGUAGUGUUUUAUCAAUGGAAGCUGUGAAGCAAGCAGUGAUGUGUUUAAGAUAGCAAUAGCCUGGGUUCCAGUGGUUGAACAGUGUGUACAGUCGCUCUUAAAAAGUGAUAUAACGAUGUGCAUUGAGGAUAUUAAUGGAGGACUUAUUCACGGAUGUAUUGUGUUCAGCAUUCUGCCUUGAAGGAUUUAAUAUUAUCCUGCUGUUUUUUGGCAGGCCGUACAUUAUACCAUGUAAUUAGCUGAAGUGAGGUAAUGAAGAUUUAUUCUACAUGGAGAAACUUGUUUGUGGUGUUUGACAUUCAGGUGGUGGUGACCGUGAUUUAAUUAUUUGAAACAAAAAAACACGAAACUUCUGUCAUAUACUUGUGAAGGUAUAAUAAAAUAUGACCCAGAAUCUAGUGUUUCACUGUGACAGAAAUUAAUCAUCAUGAAAGGUUUAUCGUUACCUUAGUUGCCUUCUACGUGUUAAAAAAGUCUUUGUUAAACCAACAGUAUUUUUAGGUUAGGUGUAGAGUUCUGACAUGUUGUGAUUUAUGUAACAUAUACUUCACACAAAGACCAAAUUAAAAGUGUAAACUUACUUGAAUACAUGUAAUAAUGACGAGUGAUUUGCGGAAAAUAUUUGAGAUGAGUGUUAACAACGACGUGUUUAUAGACCCUGUUGAUGCAGCUCCGGGGUUGCAGAAGGCACCCAGUGUGUGUUCAGCACCAAGCAGUGAUGUGGCCUGUUCUAGACGGAGACGGUUUGAACGUGCAGUCAACAGAACAGGUCCCCCUCGCCUGGAGGAUCUGCAGUUGGCAAAGCAAAGUAUUGAAAAGACACCCCAAGCUUCCUCUAGUGGCGAUAUGGAGGUCUCAGCUAGUGGCAGUUUGGAUGCUUCAUAUAGCAAUGGACACCACCAGCCACACCACAAUGAAGUUAAAAGAGAUGGCAGUCAGAACAGCAGUUUAUCUCAAGAUUUCAAAGAAAAUGGAAAGGAUCAUGUUGAUGACAGAAGGACAAAAGCUCUACCUUCAACUUCACGUGUAUCCUCUAAUGGUUUGUCUGAAGACAACCAUAAUCACAAGUCUUGUAACCAUAAUAAUGAAGUUCAUCCAAAACCACUUCCUUCUCCAAGGUCUCCAACAAAUCCCUGUUCAAAUUUAGCACAUAAUACCAGUACACCAGACAAGAAACUGGGCUGUGAGUACUGCUCUCGACAUCGCGUCAGCCAUGUUGAAGUCCUCCACCCAUACACUCCACCUCAGCGGAUCCGACCUGUACAAAGAAGUGGAAGCAUCGAGUCAGAUCUUUCAGCUUCCGGGAAAUCUCGGUCGUUGCGUCGCAGUGAGAGUGGAAGCUCCUGUAGUGUUAAUUCUGACAUUUCAUCCUCAGCACAUAGGAGAAGCUCAGGGAGUGGCAGGCGUAGUGUCCAGAAUGGGGUAAAUACAGACAGACCACCUUCCAGUGUGCAUAGACGCAGCAGCCAUCUUGGUUUGAACCCCAGUGAUGCCUGUAGCUCGAAGAGAAAUAGUUUUGGUGUUAGUAGAAGUAGUAGUCACAGUAAUGUCAAUUCAGUUAACUCAGACAGACAGGUUUCUAGGUGUAAUAGUUACACUGAUGUCAAUUCUAAAUCCCCCAGAAAACAGACAGGUGUCACCAGGACUGGUAGUCACAGUAGCAUUGCUUCAGAUGUUGGUGAUGGUGCCACUCCCAGAAGGCGAUCAGGUGUAUUGCGUAGCAAUAGUCAUAUUGGAAACAAUACUGUUUCCACCGAUAAACUUCCUCAGGGUAAUGAAAGUAAUAAGUUAAGUGAUAAAACAAGGUCUAAAGUUAGACACAGUCAAAGUGAUGUGGGACCUGAUUCAGGGAAACGGAAGCCUGGAAUUUCUCAACAGGCAUGUGGUGAAGAUGGACGUAAUAAUAUUCCAUUUUCUUCAAAAAGUGAUAGAAAAUAUGGCUGUGAAAGUGACCGAACUGUAAAACGGAAUAGCUUGGGUAAAUUGGGAAGUGAAUCUUCAGCAGAAGGUAAGCGUAGUGUUCAUUCUAGUCACCGUGGGAAGGGAAGACUCGGUAGUACUGAUACCUGUGAGGCGGGUCAACAUGGAAGUAGCAGGGCUGGCAAGUCGAGGUUGAGACAGAGAUCACACCGAGUUGGCAGGAAGUCAGUGUCGGUGUACGAGAUGUCGGCCAGGGAUUACGAAGUCUCACCUCACCGCAGUCUACUUGAUCUGGAUCAGGCGUUAAGUUCGCUGUCCAAAAACCAAUCUUCACAGGCUAAGUCUGAGGAUGAGGUGCAGACGGAGAAGGCGUGGAUGGAUGCGGAGCAGGUCUGGCUUAUUCACAAGGGAGGGUUUGCUGCCGCUCACCUACUCAAGUCAAAUGAAUCCCUGCCUGAAGGAAAGAUCAAGAUCAAACUGGAAAGUCAGGGGGAUGUCCUGGAAGUGGAUGAAGACGAUAUUGAAAAGGCCAAUCCACCCCAGUUUGAUCGAGCUGAAGAUCUGUCAUCUUUGCGGUACUUGAAUGAAUCGAGUGCGCUGCAUACGAUCCGACAGCGGUAUGCCGUCAAUCUGAUCCACACCUACGCUGGCCCCUCUCUCAUCUUGGUGAACCCAGCGCAGCAUUUACCGCUGUACUCGGACAAGGUUAUUCAGAUGUUCAAGGGCUGUAAGCAGGAGGACAUGCCCCCUCACAUCUUCUCAAUGGCUCAGAUAGCGUACCGCGAGAUGCUGAGCACUCGCCGAGACCAGUCAAUCAUCACGAUGGGGCGCAGUGGUGGGGGCAAGACCAUGUGUGCCAACCACGUGCUGCAGUACCUGACGGCAGCAGCCGGGUGUGUCAACAACAUCCUGUCCAUGGAGAAGCUGAAUGCAGUGAACACACUUCUCGAGUCGUUUGGAAACAGCCGCACUCUGUUGAACACCAACGCGAGCCACUUCACUCGCAUCACCACCGUGGAUUUCGACCACUCGGGACAGAUAGCCUCAGCAUCCAUACAGAUUUUGAUGUUUGAGAAAACGCGGAUCAUCCGAAGACCAGAAGGUGAACCAACAUUCCACAUCUUGUAUCACAUGUUGGCCGGUGUCGACUCGACACUCAGAAAUGAACUGCAACUACAAGUUUUGAAUGAGCCCAACAUGUUGUUGACACCUCUACAAAAGCAAGAAGACCGUCAGAGAGCCACCUUGAGCUGGGGACGAAUCCUGCAUUCUAUGGAAGUUCUGUCCAUCAAACAGGAGGAGGUGAAGGCCAUCUGUAGUGUCCUAGCCGCUAUAUAUCACCUUGGAGUCGCCAAGGCUGUCAAAGGAACUAACAACAAGUCCCAGUUUGCUAACCCGACAGCUGCUCAGAAAGCUGCAGGUCUGCUUGGCACAACCAUCGAGGAACUAGCAAGGUCCAUUUUCACUGUGUCAGGAACCUCAACUCUUACUCGCAGCACAUCCAUGAGAGUGUCAAGUGCUGGUGACAAAGGUUACGGAGUUGACGCUGGUGCUUCAGCCCUGGAACAUCUGGAGGGAUUCAUUGUUGGCUUGUACUCGGACUGUUUCAACGCGAUCGUCUCCCUCAUUAACAGAUCUCUGUCAUCUAAUGUCCGAGCUGGACGGUCCAUCGUGGUGGUGGACACUCCCGGCUUUCAGAACCCGUCGACGUGCGGCCGCCAGUCUGGAGCAUCGUUUGACGACCUGUGUAACAACUACACCCAGGAGCGGCUACAGCUCUACUUCCACGACCUCACCUUCACACAGCAGCAGGACAGAUACGCCCAGGAAAAUAUAGAAUGUGAUUUCGACUUUGUAACAAACAGCCCAGCAGCUAUGGUCGCCCUUCUGGAUAAACCGACUCAGCAGGGUCUGUUAAGAGCUUCCAAUACAGAUCUCCGAGAUUUGGAGAAGAAAGGGUUAUUAUGGAUACUGGACGAGGAAGCCAUAUUUCCAGGAGCAACCGAGGAUUCUUUCAUGGAUCGUUUUUUCUCUAAUCAUGGAGAGCAUCCUGUCAGAAGGGAUAGUCUGUUGAAGAAAGGAUCUCUGGGCCACACGUUUAUUCUGAACCACUUCCAGGGCACAAACCCCGUGCAGUAUAACGCGGUCGGCUGGCUGAAGGCGUGUCGAGAGAGUCCCAUCUCGCGCAACGCAACUGUCGUCCUGCAGGACUCAAAAAAACACAACAUCAGUACCUUGUUUACGACUGUGAAAGCUCCAGUCGGGGGUAUGGUCAGCGGUUCUAUUGUUGGAAUGGAGGGUACGGCCUCGCUGCGUCGAGUCGGCAGUAUGAGACGCACAUUCAUGUCAGGGACGGCCGGCCUUAAAAAAAAGUCCAUUUGUUUACAGAUCAAGUUCCAAGUUGACACACUAAUCGACAUAAUCCGCAAGACGAAGAGCCACUUUGUUCACUGCAUGCUUCCCCAGCACAACACAGGUCUAUGUGAGCUGAAGUCACACACGGUGAAACCAGAGUCGCCCGAGGAGGUUAUUAUGAACGUCCCUCUCAUGCGCACACAGCUGCGUGGCUUCGAGAUCCUCGAUGCAGUCAGGAUCUUCAGACAAGGAUUCCCCGACUACAUGCCUUUCUCUGAGUUCCGUCACAAAUUUGAAGUGCUAAUUCCACCAAGUGCACGACCUGGCAAGGGUCUCGAUGAGAAGCAAGCCGUUCUGCAAGUCCUCGACAACCUGGACAUCGAUAAACUUAACUAUAGAGUGGGACUCAGUCUGGUUUUCUUUCGCUCUGGUGCUCUUGCGCAGUUGGAGGUGUUGAGAGACGAGAAGAUAACUGGAACCUUCACAGACUUCCAGGCGUACUGUCGAGGAUACCUGGGGCGCAAACUUCUCGACAAGAUACGGGUCCAGCACCUGGCGGUGAACUGCAUCCAGAAGAAUGUGAGGAAGUACAUGUCGAUCCGGGACUGGGAGUGGUGGCGACUCUACACCAAGGUUCAGCCUCUACUCAACGUACACCGCACAGAGGAGGAACUACACAAUCUCGAGGUUGAGCUGGAACAAAUGAAGACCAAAGUGGAGAAACUAGAGAAGGAGAGAAACGAGUACAAACAGCAGUGUGAUAAGUUGGAGAACAGACUUUCGGAGAUCACUGCUGACCUGGCAGAGGAGAACACGACAUCGCAGAAUGCGUCCGAACUUCUCGAGGCCGAAUCGGCGGAGAGGAUGCGGCUGGAGAAGGAGAAUAAAGACAUUCAGGCCAGGUACAGUGCGUUGAAGCGCCAGCAUGAGAAGAUGGAGAUGGAGGUGAUGGAGUCGCGGCUGUGGUACUCGCAGGCCAUCGACGGAGAACUUGAUGACGAUGACGGAAAUGACUCUGUGUACAAAGAGCGGUACGAGCGAAUCGUCAAGGAGCUGCAGAUCACCAGGAAGCGGAUGGCACAGCAGCACGAAGAGGAGAUGGACAUGGAACUGCAGUCGAGGAAAAUCAUCGAGAAACGGCUGCAUGACGCGGUUGAGGAGGCUGAGGAGCAGCGCCGCCUGGUGCAGCUGUCGAAGAAGAAGGUGCAGCGCCUCACCCAGGAGAUGCAAGACAUGCGACUCCACCUGGAGGAGCAGAUGGCGCGCAACAAUGAGCUGGAGCGCAAGCAGCGACGCUUUGACGCCGAGCUCAACAUGGCCCACGAGGACGUCCGCGAUGAGCACAGCCUCAGGGAAAAACUACAGAAGGAGAGGGACCAGCUCGUGUCGGAGAAAUACACACUUGAAAACAAUCUAGAGAGGUAUCGAAUGGAUCUUCAGUCUCAGAUUGAUAAGACCGAGCGGCUGGAGAAAGAACUAAACGAUCUCCUAGCAACUGAGAAAGAUAACAAUGAGGUUGUAACACUAAAACGUGCAAAGCAUGAGCUGGAUUCAAAGCUUCGUGAACAGGAGGAGGAAUUGGAUGACCAGGCUGGGCAAAUUCAACACCUGGAACAGGCGAAACUGCGUCUGGAGAUGAAUGUGGAGAAGAGUAAACAGCAGCACUCCAAGGAGCUGGAGGAGAAGGAGGAGGAGCUGGAGGAGCUCAGGUUCAAGAUGCAGAAAAAAGUUCGGCAGCUGGAGUCGCAGGUGGAGGAGGAGUACGAGGACAAGCGGAGAUUGAUGGACGAGAAGAACCAGCUGGAGAGACAGCUGCAGGACGUCAGUACCCACGCGCCCCCCAGAGAUCUAGAUACAGAAAGACGCUUGCGGCACAAUUUGAGGAAAACAAGGGCUUUACUGAAGGAUACAGGCAACAGUUUGCAUAAGCAGAAAACAAUGGAGGGAACAAAGUCACAAAUUAAUAAUCUGAAAAAUCAGCUUGAAGAUGCUCAGUUUUCAUUAGUUGCUGCAGUUAAAGCUAAAAAGAGAAUGGAGCUGGAAAUUGAGGAUUUGCAACAACAAAAUGAAGACCUGUCACGGUCAAAACAAGAGAGUGAGAAGAAGGCAAUGGACCUGCUAAGAGAGAAGAGUGAUCUGCAGACAAAACUAGAGGAGAACGAAGAAGACCUCAAUGAAAUAAUGAAGAAAUACAAGGCAGUUGUACAGCAGCAAUCUGUUGACCAGAUCACCCUCUCUGAUCAAAUACAGAAUAUUCAAGAACUGUCCUUGCAGAAAGAUCAACUCAGACAAACGGUGGACGACUUGACGUCGAAGGUGGCCACAUAUGAGGAGAACUCGGUUGACAAACACUCGGUCAGCAGACUGGAGGUCAAGGUGCGGGAACUCGAGGCCAAGCUCGAACUUGAGCAGACCAUGCGGCAACGGGCAGAGACACAGGCAUGCAGAGUUAAAGAUCAGUUGGAGAAAGUCAAUUCAGAGAAAGAAGAACUAAAUACAUCAAAACUGUCUGCCGAAGAAGCUCUCCGCAGGUCUCAGAAACAGCUGCGUGAGUUCCGUGAAGAGUUUGUCGAGAUGCAGAAGAAAGAGGCGGAAGCAAGCCAUAAAAAAACAGAACUGGAAAAGCAGGUGGAGGAUUUCGAAACGGAAUGUUCACAACGGCAGUCGGACUUAAAGAUAGCCUUCAAGAGGAUUGCCGACCUUCAGGCAGCAUUAGAAGCCGACAUAGACAGUGAUGAUAGUCUGUUGGAGGACAGUGAUGAUCUAGAUGAUUUAUCCGAUGGAGAUUCCGACAUUGACGCAUUCCUUCAGAGCCAUCACCAGGCUCCUCUCGGUCGGACCAGUGUGAGCAGUCCCCGGUCAUUGUCAACGUCCAGUGGCAAGGUUGACGGCAUUCUACACAACACAUCAAGUGAAGCUUAGAACAAUUUUCUACAAACCUGAAUGGGCCGAGUGCAACAUGAACAGCCAGUUCUUCACUUCAGCAUUUUCAAAUUGUAAUUGUUAAGCAUUUAUUGUUGUUUUUUCAAAUGCUGAUCUUACCACAAAAAUCAGUAUUUAUCUGAUGACAGUGACUAGCUGUUCUUUAACUGUGUGUGCAAACAAUGACAUCUGAUUGGUGUAAAUUUAUCUUGUAAUGGAGACUUGUGUCAUUACAAGACUGUAACAGGUAUACAUCCAUACACGACACUGACAGAAAUGUUCAACUUUAAUUACCGUUCUUAGAAAGAAAGAAAAAGGGCAUUUUAUUAAUGAUAACCGCAACAAAAGGGUGCAAUAUGGUUAGAAAAAAUAAAGAUCAUGAAAUAGUACCAGUAGUAACAUGGACAUAACACAAAUUAUUUGUCACUCCUAAGAAGAAAAUUUAUGAUUAUUUUACCAUAAUUAGUCAGAAAGGUUAAAUCUGAAUUUGAGGUUUAUAUCAUAUAUCAAUUAUUAUCAUGAAUACUAUUUUAACAUACAUUGUUAUAAACAAUAAUUAUGUGCUAAAUUGCUCAUUGAUUCGUUCUUCAUUUGAUAAUGAUAGCUCAGUUUCUGUUUAUACUAAAUAUCUAUAUAGGUAUAUAAUAUCUUUAUAAUCAGAUAUAUAAAUUAUUGACAAACGCAGUCUUGAUGCUCAUUAACAAGAUGCACUAAUUGACUGUAAUUAUUAUACACAGACCUCCUGAUGAAUAUGGAAAACCAAAAUGUGUGCAUUGCCAGGCACAUUCUCUUAAUAGCUACUAUAUAUUUCAAAUGCUUACAAUAAGAUAUAAUUAUUUAGUAUUAUAAUAUAUAUUAUAAUAACAUAUGUAAAAUGCAACCCCUGCAGUUAAGAAAACGUUCACAGCAAAAAACAAGCAGUGGGAAAAAAAUUCUAAUAUAGUCCACAACAAAACAAAUCCCGGGGAGAAUGAAAAACUCCACGGCAUUGCCGAUUGCAAUUGCAGGGGUUGAAAUGUUAAUUCAGAUCAUAAAGGGUCAAUAAUAUGUAAAGGACUGUAAGUGAUAUAGCCAUUUAAUGUUAAAUCCACUUUAUAGCGGAUAGCUAAUUAAAACAAAACCUGCAAAGAGGAUACUAACACAUACAAGUGACAAACUGUAUUUGUCAUUGUGUGACGGACAGUUUAGAAAACUCCCUUAAAGGACAUGAAUAUCUCUCUAUAUAAAUAUGAAUGUACACAAUGUUAUGAAUAUCUACUUACUGAAUUAUGAAUGCAGAUGGUGUCAGACUAGGAGAAUAAAGCCAACCUAUUCCAUCGUGAUCUAUGUAACUGGAAGUCAGAGGCUGAUUGGAUGAAACAAGUGUUAACCUUUUCAUGUCUGUGCAUGAAUGACAUCAUGGACUGAGCAGUUUUGUGAUGUCAAACUAACAGGUUGCAUCCACAACAUAAUUAAACUGACAACGAACCAUGUCUUGAUACGGAAUGGUUAAAGAAAAUGGUUAUAUCAAGAUUUAGUAUACACUUUGGAAAGCAAUUGUAUGUAUUACAUGAUGCCCAUGAAGGAUAACAUUUGCUGACAAGUUGGAAAAAACACAAUUAGUUCCUAGUGUAUAAAAAGUUGUAUAAAAAUCGUGCAUGGAAAACUAAACAAUGAUGGAAUAAUUUGUCCCCACUGAACAUGUCUACACAAAGUACUUUCAAAUGACCUGCUAUAUCGUGGUACAUUUAAAAGAAAACAACCAGCACUGACAUCAUCAUAUUUUAUUGAGAACACCAGUACCAAACUGUAGGUGGUCGUACGCCCAUGAUAGUGUUGAUAAUGAAACAUUGCAAAGGUUGCAUCAGUUUGGGCACAAAUUAAAUUACAUGUAUAUGAAAGGACAUUAGUAGCCUGGACAAAAGCCAUAUUUCACAGAAUAUUCAUGUUUGAAGUAGUAUAUUUUGUCAUCAUGUAUUAUAACAAAAUUGCUUAAUCCAUGCCAAUGUAUACAACUAUUGCCAGUAAACAUUGAUAGGCACCUGACCGUGAUACUGCAUGUUUCUUUGAAAUCUUUUCCGGAUUAACAUAGCCUUAACUUGUGCAUGUUUGCUUCUAUUGAUAAAUAAUCUUAUAUAUUUAAUCAUGAUUUCAUGUGGAUUUUUCUAAAUGUAUACAUUCUUGUGCAUAUUAAUGUUAAACUAUCUUUAAAAAAACACAAAAAAACCCCACAUUUCUGCUUUCAAAAUCACUUAGAGCUCAUCAUUAGCUUCCAAUAUUUGGAUUCUAUUAUUUUUGAUACAAUUUCUCUUUAUAACUUUUGUUCUUACGGUAAUUUUGUAUCAUUAUUUUCAAGAUUUCUUUUUCUUUUUACACCUUUUAUUUGAAACUGAAAACAUAUUUUAUGUUGGUAAAUAAUGCUUCAGUGAAUAUUGAACACGUUGAUUGAUUCAGCCAUGCCUCCAUUGUUACUUAAAAGAAGUUUCUAAAACUUGUAUUAGUUUGAAAUAAAAUUAAAAUUAAAAUAAAACUAUAUUAACCUUGAAAAUUAUUAAUUUAAAUGUUUGUGGUCAGUAAUUGUCACGACACCACCAUUCACCAUGCCAUACUUUCUCUAGCACCUUAAUAUAGUCCAGUUUAGGAAAUAAGUCUUAAUUUAAAAAAGAAAGAAAUGCUGCCUAUUCAGAUUUUUAUUUGACGAUUACAAGUAGGUUGGCCUCUGUAGUAUUUAAAUAAAACAUUGGUUUGAAGUUACUUGUUAAUUUUAUUACUAGAUGAUAACAACUGUGCAUGUGGUAUGCUACUACUUACAUAACAUCAAAAUGAGACGGUGUUCUAGCUAAAGGGUGAAUAACUGAAAGUGGUUGUGGUCAUCCUAUAUUGAUUUUAUUCAUGGUAGUUACCAAGUCACUGUACAUAUGAAAAAUAGCAGUCACAAAGCCCUGUCAAUAUUGUUAUAUUUUCCUCCAGAAUAUAUUCUGACAGAAAAAUUGUACUGCAAUGCACACAAAAGUGAAUGGUGGUGUGCAUGCUGACUAUGACCUUUCUAAAUGUCUUUUUAUAGGCAGUUAUUUUAAAAACUUAUAAAACCGUAGGUUUUGUCAUUUGAUAUCUUUAUUAUUACCGAUUACUUUUUCAUGGAGUAAUGUUAAAUUUGAGAAAACAAAAUACAUGUAUCACUAAUUAAAUGAGGAAAAAUAUGUUCAUAAAUCAAAAAUGUCUCCCGUUACCACCGAUAUGUUCAACAACUACUAAUGCACAAACAGUUCUUGUGUGUUUUAAUCGAAGUAAUAUAAAUGGCACAUAUUUUCUGAGCAAUUGCUUUUUCAUCUUGUCCUACAGACAGCAAAUGGAGUGUUAUAUUUAGUUUGACUGAUGUGGAGAGGUUAUUUAAUAUUUUGUUCUAUUCAUACCAAAACAGCAAUAUCUGGCUCAUGUGUUCAUCCUUACUCAAUAGUAUUAUAAUUUUAAAAGAUUUCUGUUUAAGUUUUCAUUGUUAUAUAUACACUCAUCUGUUUUACUGUAUUGAUAUUUUAUAUCAAGUAUUUGAAAUAUGUACACACAGCAUUGUUAAAAUUGUACAUAGAUUUAAACAUAGAUGUAUCAUGCAAUGAUUGUAAUAUAUACACUUGUAUAUUAAAAAUACAUUUAUACCAAAA
Molecule: messenger RNA, 11859 nt
Organism: Gigantopelta aegis
Lineage: Eukaryota; Metazoa; Mollusca; Gastropoda; Neomphalida; Peltospiridae
Product: unconventional myosin-XVIIIa-like
Exons: 38
Coding region: 1622-8221 (2199 amino acids)
Cellular component (GO): myosin complex
Molecular function (GO): cytoskeletal motor activity; protein binding; ATP binding
Source: RefSeq, a predicted model, not a curated record